GCCUGAAUCAGUACACCUUCGCAUAUUAUGGCGUCAGCGGCAGGAUACUGGUUCGAAUCUCCUUGGGUGCACACUUUUUCUCCUGACUUGGAUAUUUUCCCAAGGACACAAUGUGUGUCAGUCCUGAGAACACCUCUUGGAGUCGAUCCUACAAAGAACCUUGUGACACUUCCAUCGAAUUGCCCAUCCUGGCCACAAGAGGUUCCCAGUUGAGGGUAAAUUCUGUGGGUCUUACAUUAAAACCAUCAAAGGUACAAUUUGGGCCAAAGGAAGUGAAGUAUUUGGGGCAUAUUCUUUCCGCAGAUGGCAUACGUUUAGGUGAAGAUCGGAUUAAAUCGAUACUAGAGUUGCCAACGCCAACAAACAUCAAAAGUUUGCGAUCAGUCCUAGGAACGGUCAACUAUGUCAGAAAAUUCAUCCCAGACUUAGCCGCCGUCACCGCACCAAUGGUGGACCUUACGAAGAAAGACGCAGUGAAGUCGGUAGCGAAACGCUGGGGUCCGAAACAUGAUGAAGCAUUUGCCGGAGUGAAACGAUUACUCACCAAAGCUCCUGUUUUGCAUUUUCCGGACUUUUCUAAAGAGUUUGUUUACCACGUAGACGCAUCUGAAGUGGGAGCAGGAGCAUUCCUGGCACAACAGAAUGAAUGGCGAUGACGUGAAUAUCGUAGCAUACUGUAGCCAGCGAUUCAACAAAAAAAGCCAACAACACU
Messenger RNA from Ectocarpus sp. CCAP 1310/34, 712 nucleotides. The record is from the annotation of a GenBank genome assembly. NCBI's taxonomy places the organism in Eukaryota, Phaeophyceae, Ectocarpales, Ectocarpaceae.